Molecule: messenger RNA, 323 nt
Organism: Acanthoscelides obtectus
Lineage: Eukaryota; Metazoa; Arthropoda; Insecta; Coleoptera; Chrysomelidae
Source: the annotation of a GenBank genome assembly
GUACUGUUUCACCUUGAUAAUUGCCGAUGUUGUGGGGUUUUCCAUGCGUGAAAAUUCCAAUACCCUUUUAUCUAGAUGCUCCCAUAAAUUCUCGCCAGUCACCUCUGAAGUUAUCUACUGGGAAUCUGAAGAUGAAGUUGUAGGUGUCUCUGAAGUUAUCUACUGGGAAUCUGAAGAUGAAGUUGUAGGUGUAUUUGGCACUUGGAAUUGAGCUUGAGAUUCCUGUGUUUCCAACAUCAUCAACUCGUCAACAACAAAUUGUUGAGCAUUAUCUGUAGAAGUAUCUAGAAUUUUCGAUUAAAUAUAAAUUAUUAGCAAGAGAC